Messenger RNA from Talpa occidentalis (Iberian mole), 948 nucleotides. RefSeq names its product olfactory receptor 13-like. The transcript has a single exon. The record is from RefSeq and is a predicted model, not a curated record. NCBI's taxonomy places the organism in Eukaryota, Metazoa, Chordata, Mammalia, Eulipotyphla, Talpidae. Gene Ontology annotation, molecular function: G protein-coupled receptor activity; olfactory receptor activity. Gene Ontology annotation, biological process: G protein-coupled receptor signaling pathway. The coding region runs from base 1 to 948 and encodes 315 amino acids. Gene Ontology annotation, cellular component: membrane.
AUGCCGGGCGUCCCUUGGAACAACCACAGCUUUGUGUCUGAAUUCAUCCUUCUGGGUUUCUCCAGAGAUUCCCAGGUGAAUGUCAUCCUCUUCAAUGUCUUCCUGCUCCUCUACCUCUCCACGCUUGCAGGCAAUGGGCUCAUUGUCACCUUGAUAUUCCUGGACUCCCGCCUCCAUACACCCAUGUACUUCUUUCUCAGCGUUCUCUCCAUGUUGGACAUGAGCUAUGUUACUACCACGGUACCUCAGAUGUUGGUGCAUCUGGUGUCCCAGAAGAAAACUAUCUCUUAUGCUGGGUGCGUGGCCCAGAUGUACAUCUUCCUGGUGUUGGGCAUCACUGAGGGCUGGCUAUUCUCCAUCAUGGCCUAUGAUAGAUAUGUAGCCAUCUGUCACCCACUCAGGUACAAGGUUAUCAUGAGCCCGUGGCUGUGUGGGGCAAUGGUGAUAUUUUGUGGAUUGUGGGGUGUCAGCUGUUCCCUCGUCUACACUGUCUUCACAAUGCGUCUGCCUUACUGUGGCCCCAAUGAAAUCAACCACUUCUUCUGUGAAGUCCCUGCUGUUCUGAAGCUGGCUUGUGCGGACACAUCUCUCAAUGACCGAGUAGAUUUCAUCCUGGGCUUCAUCCUUCUGCUGGUACCCCUAUCCUUCAUCCUGGCCUCUUAUGUGUGCAUCUUUGCCACCAUCUUGAAAAUCCGCUCAGCUCAAGGUCGACUCAAGGCCUUUUCCACUUGUGCCUCCCACAUCACUGUCGUCACCAUGUUCUGUGGACCUGCCAUGUUUAUGUACAUGAACCCAGGGGCCAAUGCCUCUCCAGAGCGGGACAAGAAGCUGGCCCUGUUCUACAAUGUCAUCUCUGCCUUUCUCAACCCCAUCAUCUACAGCCUCAGGAACAAAGAUGUGAAGAGGGCAUUCCUUAAGUUAACAGGCUGGGGCAAGGCCCCUGAGUGA